GGGCGACUGCGGCCUACAGCUCGCCUCUGCGUCGGGGCCUCGCAGCUCAGCCGCCGCGGAGGGCCUGCGCUGUAGCUCCUUCCAGGCCAGGUUCCGAAGACGGCGCCUCACCGGAGCGCAGGAACCAGGUCGAGUGGGCCUCCGCGCGACUCUCCCCGAGGCCCGGCACCCCCACUUGGAUUCCAGGGCCCCAGAACUCACGCCCACCCAGGUCAGGUUCGCUUUCUCCUUUCUUUUCCCGGCCUAACUAGGUUCCUCUUCCCCACAGUUGCGUCUAGUGGUCCCAGGGCUCCGGAAAGUUUCGAAUGAGCCUAUCCCAACACUUAGAAAUGGAGCUUUGGAACCUGGGAGUCCAGGAGAGUCGCCUUUAGGGCUCCUGGUCGCCGGCUUCUGCGUUUUCUUCCUCUCCAAAGUUUUGAAUCCCCUUCCUGUUUCACGUUCACUACCACCCGAGGUGCCAUGGCCCCCAAGCCUUGGAGUGAGUGGAGCACGACCCUCUCCCACCUGGCACUGGGAGUGGUGUCUCUGCAUGCAGCCGUGCGCACUGCCCAGGCAAGUCGAGGGGCCGCUGCUGGCUUCCUGCUCCACGCCUUGGCCUCUGCCACCAUGCUGGCCCCAGGGCUGGGCACCGAUGAAGACUGUCUUGCUGGAGCCUGGGUGGCCACUGUCAUUGGCCUGCCCCUUCUGGCCUUCGAUUUCCACUGGUGUACUAACGGUCACUUGAUGUGCGCUGGCUGUUUUAUCCACCUACUAGCAGAUGCCCGGCUGAAGGAGGAGCAGGCCACAUGCCCUAACUGUCGUUGUGAGAUCAGUAAGAGCCUCUGCUGCCGCAACCUGGCUGUGGAGAAAGCCGUGAGCGAGCUGCCCUCCGAGUGUGGCUUCUGCCUGCGCCAGUUUCCCCGCUCCCUCCUGGAGAGGCACCAGAAAGAGGAGUGCCAGGACAGGGUGACCCAGUGCAAAUAUAAGCGCAUCGGCUGCCCGUGGCAUGGCCCCUUCCACGAGCUGACGGUGCAUGAGGCUGCAUGUGCCCACCCAACCAAGACGGGCAAUGAGCUGAUGGAGAUCCUAGACGAGAUGGACCAGAGCCACCGCAAGGAGAUGCAGCUCUACAACAGCAUCUUUAGCCUGCUCAGCUUUGAGAAGAUCGGUUACACAGAGGUCCAGUUUCGGCCGUACCGCACGGAUGACUUCAUCACGCGCCUGUACUACGAGACGCCAAGGUUCACGGUGCUGAACCAGACGUGGGUCCUGAAGGCGCGCGUGAACGACUCCGAGCGUAACCCCAACCUGUCGUGCAAGCGCACACUCUCCUUCCAGCUUCUCCUCAAGAGCAAGGUCACGGCGCCCCUGGAGUGCUCCUUCCUGCUGCUCAAGGGUCCCUAUGACGACGUGAAGAUCAGCCCGGUCAUCUACCACUUCGUCUUCACCAACGAGAGCAACGAGACGGACUACGUGCCCCUGCCCAUCGUCGACUCCGUGGAGUGCAACAAGCUGCUGGCCGCCAAGAACAUCAACCUGCGGCUCUUCCUGUUCCAGAUACAGAAGUAGGCGGCUCCGCUGUGCUGCCCACGCCUGCCCAGCGGUGGCUUCACCAUGCUGUCUGACCAUUUGAGCAACGGAGGGGAAGGAAUGAAUGCGAACAUUGGAAAGUCUGCAUGCGUGUGCGAAGGUGUGAGUGCUCACGCCUCACGCUCUGCCCCGCCUCCCCUGUCCCAGGCACCGGAGGCUGGGCCACCUGCAGAGGAAACGGUGGCUCAGGGACACCAUGGGGCUAAGCCCAGUGGCCACGCCCUGGCCCCCAGUGGCGCAGUGAGGCGCACCGUCUGCUCUGGGCCGUGCCCGGCCCCUGGGCCGGGCUCGGGGAGCACGCUGACUUCAGACGGCAUAUUUGAUUGCAAUUAAAAAGGCACCCUUGUUUCCUA
Molecule: messenger RNA, 1922 nt
Organism: Odobenus rosmarus divergens (Pacific walrus)
Lineage: Eukaryota; Metazoa; Chordata; Mammalia; Carnivora; Odobenidae
Gene: ZFTRAF1
Product: cysteine/histidine-rich 1
Exons: 5
Coding region: 460-1548 (362 amino acids)
Cellular component (GO): nucleus
Molecular function (GO): zinc ion binding
Source: RefSeq, a predicted model, not a curated record